Messenger RNA from Suillus clintonianus, 702 nucleotides. RefSeq lists its product as uncharacterized. NCBI's taxonomy places the organism in Eukaryota, Fungi, Basidiomycota, Agaricomycetes, Boletales, Suillaceae. The record is from RefSeq and is a predicted model, not a curated record. Bases 49 to 495 code for a protein of 148 amino acids. The transcript has 3 exons. Gene Ontology annotation, cellular component: mitochondrial large ribosomal subunit. Gene Ontology annotation, biological process: translation. Gene Ontology annotation, molecular function: structural constituent of ribosome.
ACAAAUCGAGAAGUUCUUCAAAAGUCACAAAAGUCCUCCAGCACCGUCAUGGCCUCAUUAGCUCUACAUCAAACGCGCUCGUUGAUUUCUACGUUCAGGUCGUCGUGGGCGCAGCUGCCAGUUGCUGCUUCCCUAGCUGCCAACUUGGAGCUACGGCAAAAACCAUUCAGUUGGGCCUUGCCAGGCUUGCAGUCCUUACUCGAACUGCUCCCUCCCAUCGUCCUCGCAGUUCCAAAGAGCAAAAUUUCUCACUCGCGAAAGUCCAUGCGUAGUGCAAACAAAGGACUCAAGGACAAGCGGAAUAUUGUCAACUGUCCAGCCUGUGGAGAGCCUAAGCUCGCACACCACGCGUGCAGAGCAUGCUAUGCUUCAAUAAUGGCACGCUUUAAAGGGGAGACUAAGAGGUUGGUAAAAGAGACAACGAAACGCGCGAGCGGAGGGAGCUGGUCGAGGAGCAAGGCGCCGCUCAUGAUUGAGAGCCCUAAGGACUCGUGAUCUCUAUUGAUUUGCGUAUACACAAGGAGCGGUCUGGCUGCUCUGAGCCUCAUUUGGACUUUAUGUCCUAACCCCAACACCAGUUGGGUAGAUGAUAUUCACUGUAUUUACUCGAGGACAAGCUCGUAAUCAUCACAUUCAAGUUGUUCGCUUUUUGCUUAUUACCCAGAGUUCAGAGCCUGACCGCGUGUGUAUACUCUUGCGGUU